This is a messenger RNA of Pectinophora gossypiella (pink bollworm), 974 nucleotides long. RefSeq names its product phytanoyl-CoA dioxygenase, peroxisomal-like. The transcript is spliced from 4 exons. Gene Ontology annotation, molecular function: phytanoyl-CoA dioxygenase activity. Bases 153 to 959 code for a protein of 268 amino acids. Lineage: Eukaryota; Metazoa; Arthropoda; Insecta; Lepidoptera; Gelechiidae. Gene Ontology annotation, biological process: fatty acid alpha-oxidation. The record is from RefSeq and is a predicted model, not a curated record.
UCCGCUGCUUGAUAGAUGUAUUUUAAUUAAAGCAGCGCUAAAUAUUACAAUCAAGCUUCAACCGUUUUACGGAGAGCAGGGAAAUAAGACUGAGUACCGGAAAAAAAAACAAAAAAAGCAAAAAACGAAGACAACAGAAACAUAAAGGCAAAAUGGUGAGGCUAACAGCAGAACAGAAGAAGUUUUACAACGACAAUGGGUACAUUGUGGUGAAGAACGUGAUUUCCGAGAAGGAGUUGAGUCGGUUGUCAGAGGAAUACGACAAGUUGUUCGCGAGGAAGAACCAGGAGAAGAUGGAGAGCUCCUGGGUGGGGAGUGACGAGAAUGACAGGAAGAGUGACAGCACACACACUGUAAAGGGCAUCCACAACCUUCAAUACCACCACGCGGUGUUCGGCAAGGUGCUGUACAACGACGCGUUGUUGGAUGCAGUGCAAGACGUGAUGGGCACUGAGAACAUCGUCCUACACCACACCAAGGCACACCUCAAACCGCCGGAGAAGGGCGCUGCAUAUCCUAUGCAUCAGGAUUACCACUACUUCCCCUACGAGAAAGACUCCAUGGUAGCAGCGUUCAUCCACUUGGACGCGGCAUCUCCUGAGAACGGCGGCCUCUUCGUGUUCCCUGGCUCACACAAGUUGGGACCAUUGGAAGAUGUUGGCGCUAAAGAGGGCAACUUCCAUUAUGUUGAUCAGAAAAAGUAUCCCCUGGAGAAGGCAACCCCGGUCAUCGCAGACAGAGGUGAUGUGGUCAUAUUCUCGUACUUGCUCGUGCACGGAAGCUCGCCGAACUGCUCGACGCGCACGCGCCGCAUGUUCCUAGUUCAGCUGGCGGCGGCUGAAGACAAUCCUUUGGGCGUACAGCAGAUGAGACCGGCGCAGGGGCUGCUACUGCGCGGUGUAAACCUCCAGAGAGACGCGACCAUCUCCAAGCGGUUCGAAGGAGUCAUUCAAAAUUAGAUUUAAGUAAAUAAA